Messenger RNA from Pogoniulus pusillus (Red-fronted tinkerbird), 3376 nucleotides. RefSeq names its product Rho GTPase activating protein 22 (gene ARHGAP22). Lineage: Eukaryota; Metazoa; Chordata; Aves; Piciformes; Lybiidae. The record is from RefSeq and is a predicted model, not a curated record. The transcript has 10 exons. Bases 527 to 2692 code for a protein of 721 amino acids. Gene Ontology annotation, molecular function: GTPase activator activity. Gene Ontology annotation, biological process: signal transduction; activation of GTPase activity. Gene Ontology annotation, cellular component: focal adhesion.
GAAUUUCUCCCUGGGAGGGAUGCAGUGCUCAGCAGGCAGCACAGCACGAGGCUGCUCCCUGGACCAGCUUUUCGGAGUGUGCUUUGUGCCCUUUUAUCCCUCUGGCUCGAGCUUGGAGACAUUCUGCUCCUGAGCUGAUACUCGUCGAGUCCAAGCGUCUGUUGAGCGCGACCGGAGGAGGAUGCGGGGAGAGCGUGGGACCGGAGCUGCGCCCUGGCAGCUGCACACUAAUGCUGCCGGUGCGCAGGCAGUCACAGGAGCCGGGGCUAGCCCUCGUGUCUGCGUGCUAGCCAUUUAUCGACAGUAAUUACCCAGGCACUUAAUGCCUGCUUUGGAUGAGAAUUAAUUGCAAACCGGCUAAAUAAUGCAUUAGGGUUUAUAUAGGCUCAUGUGAAGCGCUGCCCCGAGCCAGAUCCGGAGGGAGCAGAGACGCGGCUUUUGAGCGGGGCGCGCCUAUGCGCGGUGCAGCGUCCGAGGCCGGGACCGUCCGCUGAAGCUGGCGUCUGCGGGCAGCCCGAGUGGCAGAAUGCUGAGUCCCAGGAUCAGGCAAGCCAGGAGAGCCCGGUCAAAGAGCUUGGUGAUGGGUGAACAGAUUGGGCCUCCUUCCAGAUCUUCUUCUCCAAACCCUCAAGAACGUGUGCUAAAGUGUGGCUGGCUGAAGAAACAAAGGAGCAUUAUGAAGAACUGGCAGCAGCGGUGGUUUGUGCUGCGUGGGGAUCAGCUCUCCUAUUAUAAGGAUGAAGAGGAAACUAAACCUCAGGGUUUGAUAUUACUGCAAGGCAAUCAGGUGAAUGAGCUGCCACCUAAUCCAGAUGAACCAGGGAAACAUCUCUUUGAAAUUGCCCCAGGUGGUGCAGGGGACAGAGAAAAGAUGCCUGUCAAUCAUGAGGCUUUCCUGCUCAUGGCUAAUUCUCAGAAUGAAAUGGAAGAUUGGGUGAAAGCCAUCCGACGGGUUAUAUGGGCUCCAUUUGGUGGAGGUAUUGAAAAUAGCUCACAUGCACAUAAAUUAAAACAUUUGCCUCAAGGGAUCUUUGGACAGCGAUUGGAGGACACCGUACAGUACGAAAGAAAGUAUGGCCAGCGCCUGGCCCCGCUGCUGGUGGAACAGUGCGUGGAUUUUAUUCGGGAGCGAGGGCUUAGAGAGGAAGGGCUCUUUCGGAUGCCUGGCCAAGCCAACCUUGUCAAAGAUCUACAGGAUUCUUUUGACUGUGGAGAGAAGCCCCUUUUUGACAGCAACACAGAUGUUCACACUGUGGCGUCCCUCCUGAAGCUUUACCUUCGAGAGCUACCAGAGCCUGUCAUCCCCUUUGCCAAAUAUGAAGACUUUCUUUCUUGUGGACAGCUACUCUCAAAAGAUGAGAGAGAGGGUACCCAGGAACUGGUUAAACAGGUGAAGAAUUUGCCUCAGGCCAACUACAACCUCCUCAAAUACAUAUGCAAGUUCCUCGAUGAAGUUCAGGCUCAUUCCAGCAUUAACAAGAUGAGUGUCCAGAACCUGGCUACAGUAUUUGGACCAAACAUACUACGGCCCAGAAUGGAAGAUCCAGUGACCAUGAUGGAAGGCACCUCAUUAGUUCAGCACCUGAUGACAGUGUUAAUAAGCGAGCAGGGGAGAAUCUUCGCUGCUCCUCAGGCCGAUGUGCCAGGGAGCCAGCUGGAAGUCAGACCCGUGCGUCAGCGCAGUACUGUGGAGUGGAUCUCUGAGGAGGAUGGGGACGACAGCAGGUCGGAGAACAGCGUCCCCAGCCCUGCUGAUUUGCCGUCUAUCAACGCUGCAGCGCCAGAGGCCACCCCUGAGCCCGUGGUGAAAAACGCUCCUGCAGAGCACGGUGGCAAACUGCCUCAGCCUGCCACCAGCCCAAACAAAAGAAUGCAGACACUGCCUCCUUGGAAAUACUCCCUGCGCCAGCAGGGAGCACGAUCUGUGAGUCCGAAGCUGGGCAGCUCAUCCUUAGACAUCCCCAACCUCUCCUCCAGUGGAAACUGGCUGAUGAAUGGACUGUACUCCCUCCGAGGCCAUCGCCGGACAGCCUCCGGGGAGCGAGUUAAAGACUCGUGUUCUUCCCAGAGACUCUCUACUUAUGACAAUGUCCCUUCCUCCAGCCUCUCCCUUAGCACACAGAGCAUGGCCACCACAUGGUCUACAUCAUCAUGUGAAAUCUCCGUGAUGGACUCGGUCAGCAGCUGCCCAGCCUGCCGGGCCAGUGACUCUUCUGCUUUAAGCUCUCUCAAAACUGAGUGGGUAACUCAGGGCUCACUGUCUCAGAGUGAGGUCAAGACUGCAGAUCUGGAGAACAGCAUUGACAGAUUUGAUGUAUGCAGUAGCAGCAGCAGCGAACAAAGCAACACAGCUGCAGCUUCCAGAGACUCCAUCAAAUGCUCUAGAGCCUUGCAGAGUCUGGUGGUGGAGCUACAGACAGAACUGAGCAAACAGAGGACUGAGUAUGAGACUAACAUUAAAAGAAUUGAAGAAACAAGUGCAGACCUGAGGAAGCAUGUGGCUAGGCUAGAAGAAGAACUGGACCAAGAACGCAAGAAGUACACCAUGCUGGAGAUAAAGCUGCGGAAUUCUGAGCGCGCUCGUGAAGAUGCCGAGAAAAGAAAUCACCUCCUGCAGAAGGAAAUGGAAGACUUUUUUUCAACAUUAGGAUGUUUAACUGUUGGGAGUCAAAGUGCUAAAGUUCCCAACUAGAACAAGCUGAUGUACAGCACAGAAAAAUCCUAUUUCUGGCAAACCCAGUGAGAACUGACAUUUUGUGCUGGUAUACUCAUGUAUCAUGAGUAAUUCUACAGUCAUUGUGCUCCCAGUGAUACCUGCUCUGUUGUCUUUACAUGUGCUGUAGUAUUUGGGCCAACUAGGAGACACUGCUAAGCAUAAUGUUUGAAAGUUUAGAUGUCAGAUUGUCAAGAAAGAGGAGGAAGCCUUUUUAUUCACAAACCAAAAGAUACUGUUCUCCACAGCUGUACUGCUGCUGUCUUCAGACUUACUGCACCAUCCUUUUGCUAGCUCAAGGACAAUGGAAAGUCCUGCAAGGUGGGAAAGAUGGCCAGAGCCAAUGGACAGGCUGAGCUUGGAGCUGAGGAUCUCCUACACAUCACAUGCACUUGGGAGGAUGGCAGUUCCAGUACAUCACCCAUGUGGUUGAGCAUGGGUUUAAUGAGGUGAUUUUUUUCCCCUGUUCCCUAUAUAAAUUUUGUUCAAAGUUCUCAUUCCUUAAAGUGGUAUUAUUUUAUGAAGAUAAUGUGAAAAUGAAGUCCAGAAAUGAGCUGAACAUAACAAAAUCUUGACAAUUCACUAAAAUUGUCCCUUAGCCACUCAACAGUUCCAGUGUGUUUCACAAAAAAUGCAACUUAUUAAACUGUAUGUGAUUAAUAA